UGGCCCGGCGGUAGGAGCCUCCCCGCCCCUCCCCCGCUCCUUUCCCCGUCGCGCUCGAGCUGGGAGCGCGCGGCCGGCCCGGCCCCGCACCGACCCCCAUGCAGGACACCGAGGAGAGCCCGGCGGCCGCCGCGCCGCCCGACGCCCAGGGGCCCGGGGAGGAGCCCGAGCAGACGGACGGGCCCCCGCCGCCGCCGCCUCAGCAGGAGCAGGAGGAAGAGGAGGAGGAGGAGGAGGAGGGAGAGGGGCAGGAGGAAGAAGGCGAGUCCGAGGCGCUGCCGGGGCCCCCCGAGCCGCCGCCGCCGCCGCCUUCCGCCGCCGAGGAGCCCCCCGCCGCCGCCGACCCCGAGCAGCCGCCGCCGCCUCAGCCGUCCUCGCCUCAGCCGCCCUCCGGCCGCGAAAGCCCCGAUAAAGCAGAGCCCGAGGCCGAGCCGCCGGUCGGGGCCGAGCCCCAGGCCGAGCCGGCGGCGGAGGCGGCCGAGCCCGAGGCGCCGUCGGAGGCCGAGCCCGAGGCCGAGCCCGGCGCGGCGCAGGAGAACGGGGAGGCCGCGCCCGCUGCCCCGGUCGAGCCCGAGGACGACAUUUCCUUCAGCGACCCCGAGGACUUCGUGGACGACAUCACCGACGAAGAAUUACUUGGUGACGUGCUGAAAGAUCAGCCGCAGGAGGCAGAUGGAAUUGACUCAGUAAUCGUCGUGGAUAAUGUUCCCCAGGUUGGACCAGACCGACUCGAGAAACUGAAGAAUGUCAUCCACAAAAUAUUUUCAAAGUUUGGUAAAAUUAUCAAUGAAUUUUAUCCAGAAGCAGAUGGGAAGACAAAAGGCUACAUCUUUCUGGAGUACAUGUCUCCGUCUCAUGCAGUGGAUGCUGUGAAGAAUGCAGAUGGAUACAAACUGGAUAAACAGCACACUUUCAGAGUCAACCUUUUCACAGACUUUGAUAAGUACAUGACAAUCAGUGAUGAAUGGGAAAUCCCUGAGAAACAGCCAUUUAAGGAUUUGGGGAAUCUCCGAUACUGGUUGGAAGAUCCUGAUUGUAGGGAUCAGUACAGUGUGAUCUUUGAGUCAGGAGACCGGACCUCCAUUUUUUGGAAUGAUAUCAAGGAACCUGUUCAAAUUGAGGACAGAGCACGGUGGACAGAAACCUAUGUACGUUGGUCCCCGAAGGGUACCUACUUGGCUACGUUCCACCAGAGAGGCAUUGCACUUUGGGGUGGAGAGAAGUUCAAGCAGAUUCAAAGGUUUAGUCACCAGGGAGUGCAGCUUAUUGACUUCUCACCCUGUGAAAGGUAUUUAGUGACCUUCAGCCCUUUGAUGGACACGCAGGAUGACCCUCAGGCUAUUAUCAUCUGGGAUAUUCUGACUGGGCAAAAGAAGCGAGGAUUCCACUGUGAAAACUCAGCUCACUGGCCUAUUUUUAAAUGGAGUCAUGAUGGUAAAUUCUUUGCUAGAAUGACUUCAGAUACCCUCAGCAUCUAUGAAACACCUUCUAUGGGUUUGUUGGACAAGAAAAGCUUGAAAAUCACAGGGAUAAGAGACUUCUCAUGGUCUCCAGGUGGUAACAUAAUUGCUUUCUGGGUGCCUGAGGAUAAAGACAUCCCAGCAAGAGUGACUUUGAUGCAGCUGCCUUCUAGACAAGAAAUUCGUGUGCGGAAUUUGUUCAAUGUCGUAGAUUGUAAACUACACUGGCAGAAGAACGGGGAUUACCUGUGUGUGAAGGUAGACAGGACUCCCAAAGGCACACAGGGAGUAGUGACCAACUUUGAAAUAUUCCGAAUGAGAGAGAAACAGGUGCCAGUGGAUGUGGUGGAAAUGAAAGAAAGCAUCAUAGCCUUUGCUUGGGAACCAAAUGGAAGCAAGUUUGCUGUGUUGCACGGAGAAACUCCACGAAUCUCAGUUUCUUUUUACCAUGUUAAAAACAAUGGGAAAAUAGAACUCAUAAAAACGUUUGACAAACAGCAGGCAAACACGAUAUUCUGGAGUCCUCAAGGGCAAUUUGUAGUAUUGGCUGGCCUCAGAAGCAUGAAUGGUGCCUUAGCAUUUGUCGAUACAUCUGACUGCACCAUGAUGAAUAUUGCCGAACACUAUACAGCUUCAGAUGUGGAAUGGGAUCCUACAGGCAGAUACAUUGUGACUUCUGUGUCUUGGUGGAGCCACAAGGUGGACAAUGCAUAUUGGUUAUGGACCUUCCAAGGCCGUUUGCUUCAGAAAAACAAUAAAGACAGGUUCUGUCAGCUUCUCUGGAGACCACGACCAACUACCUUGCUCAGUGAGGAUCAGAUAAAGCAAAUUAAGAAGGACCUGAAGAAAUACUCCAAGAUAUUUGAGCAGAAGGAUCGCCUGAGCCAGUCCAAAGCCUCAAAGGAGCUAGUGGAGAGGAGACGUACAAUGAUGGAAGAGUUCAGAAAGUACCGCAAGAUGGCACAAGAGUUGUACAUGGAGCAGAGGAAUGAGCGUUUAGAGCUUCGAGGAGGGGUAGACACAGAUGAGCUGGACAGCAAUGUCGAUGACUGGGAGGAGGAGACUGUUGAAUUUUUUAUCAAUGAAGAAAUUAUUACCCUUGCAGAACCAGAGUAAUUAACAAAACUGUGCACCACCAUAUCUUGUGCUGAAAAGAAGUUUGUUCAUUUUCAGAAAGCCUACAUCAACUUUGGAAUUUUUAAUCCAUAUUCUUGCACUCUGGAAGGGUGGAUGCACCAGAUUUUCUCCAUUUUGACACAUUGUAGUGCCUUUAAGUCUUGCUGCCUGCUGCAGUGAGAUACUGGAAAGGCGCUGCUUUUAAAUUUUUCUUCUUUUUUUUUUUCUUUUUUUUUUUUUUUUUCUUAAAUCCACUACUACCGGUAUUUACUUCCUGACUCCCGUACAGUACUUGCCAACUGGCAGUUUUUGACUAUUGCUGGUGAGGUGAGAUUCAUCAGUGCACCUCUGUCUUACACACACGAUGUUUCUGUUUCAGGACUCUUUCUAUGUCCCGAGUGCAUGGACAGGUGUUCAUUUUGUUUGGGGAAAAGUCAACAGAACCAUUUUUCGUAUGAUGUGUUUUAGUGUGCUGAAGCAGCACUACAGUGGGCUAUAUCCUCCUCCUUUCAGAUUGUGAAAGGAUGCCUCCCUCAAAGAGCUGAAUAUGGAAAUAAAAGCAGACCUAUACUAAAA
Molecule: messenger RNA, 3152 nt
Organism: Harpia harpyja (harpy eagle)
Lineage: Eukaryota; Metazoa; Chordata; Aves; Accipitriformes; Accipitridae
Gene: EIF3B
Product: eukaryotic translation initiation factor 3 subunit B
Exons: 19
Coding region: 99-2576 (825 amino acids)
Biological process (GO): translational initiation
Cellular component (GO): eukaryotic translation initiation factor 3 complex
Molecular function (GO): translation initiation factor binding; translation initiation factor activity; RNA binding
Source: RefSeq, a predicted model, not a curated record